Etheostoma spectabile (orangethroat darter) is the source of this 1267-nucleotide messenger RNA. Its product is annotated as GTPase IMAP family member 7-like. Bases 732 to 1145 code for a protein of 137 amino acids. NCBI's taxonomy places the organism in Eukaryota, Metazoa, Chordata, Actinopteri, Perciformes, Percidae. The transcript is spliced from 2 exons. The record is from RefSeq and is a predicted model, not a curated record. Gene Ontology annotation, molecular function: GTP binding.
UCCAGCAGUUUUAGUGUUGCUCGAACAUGGAUCCAGAUUCGAAUCCAGAUCUCACCAUCGUCCUUCUGGGAAACACCGGCAUCGGUAAAAGUGCUUCAGGAAACACCAUCCUGGGGUACGAGGCCUUUGGGUCGGGACCUUCCCUCAGGUCAUUGACAACUGUAUUGUCUGAAAAACCUGGAACUGUGUUUGGGAAACAGAUCUCAGUGAUCGACACUCCGGGAAUUUUAGGAUGUGAGGGGGAGAUUCAGACCGAGUGUCAGCGUGUCUUGCAGUCCUCCGUACCUUGUCUGUUCCUGGUGGUUCUCAGCGUCGGACGGUUCACAGAAGAACAAGAGAAAGCUCUGAAGGCAGCCAUUGCAGUCCUCGGGAAGGAUGGACCAGACAAGAGUUAUAUACUUUUCACAAACGGGGAUGCCUUAAGAAGAUGUCAGUGGAGGAUUUCAUCUUUAAAGAAGAAAAAGAUCCACUUCCAAAAUCGUUAAAAAGUUUGCAGGGAGGUUUCAUGUCUUCAAUAAUGUAAAUGGACGACAGGAACAAGUCAAAGAUCUGCUGAUAAAGUCCGGUCACCUUCAAGGACCUCAUCAAGACCACCAGCUGUUGGUGCUGUCCAGUUGGAGGAAACAAGGAUUGUGUUGCUCGGUCUUCCUGGAGAAGGGAAGAGUUCAUCAGGAAACACCAUCCUGGGAGAGGAACUGUUUAAGUCCGACUUGGACUUUAAUGCAGUCAGUAUGAAGACUGUUUCAAAGUCAGCAGAGGUUGAGGGACGCUGGGUCACGGUGGUCGACACUCCAGGAUUAACUGAUGAAGUUCUGUCUCCUGAACAGCUGUACAACGAGAUUAUGAGGUCACUAAUCUACGCCAAUCCAGGACCACAUGCCUUUGUUAUUGUGGUGAAGAUUGGCAGGAUGUCCAAAACCAACGUUGCCCUACUUGAGAUGCUACCGGAACUAUUCGGCAAAGAGGCCCAGAAGUACACCAUGCUGGUGUUCACUCAUGGAGACGAGUUGGGAGGUCAGUCCAUGGAUCAGAAGAUCCAGUCCAGCAGCUGUGUGUCAGCCCUGGUCUCCAUGUGUGCUGGGAGAUACUGUGUGUUUGACAACAAAGAAAGAAAAAGCAAAAGGAAAGUUCGCGACUUCUCAUGAAAAAAAUCGAUGAGAUAGUGUCAGCCAACGGAGGAAAGCACUGCACAUCCGACAUGUUCAAGAUGGCCGAAAUUCCUUCAUAGGAAGCUGUGAGAACCGGGACAGCUGAAGCGACCAGGCCA